UGGUACUCCUCUGGUGGUACUUGGUGACUUCAACAUCCACCUGGAAAAACCACAGGCUGCUGACUUCAACAACCUGACUGCAUCGUUUGACCUCAAGCGAGUCCCCACUUCAGCAACCCACAAAUCUGGUAAUCAACUUGAUCUCAUCUACACACGCUAUUGCUUCACCCAUCACUCCCAGGUAACCCCACUGCACACGUCGGAUCAUUUCCUCAUCACUCUUGAUCUCGACUUAACUUCUCCAGACACUACACAUGCCUCCCCACUGGUCACAUUCCGACGCAACCUACGAUCACUCUCUCCCUCCCGCUUAUCCUCUGCAGUCUCUGCUACUCUCCCACCCGCUAAACAGUUCUCUCUCCUUGAUGCUAACACUGCCACCAACACCCUUUGCUCCACACUAACCUCCUGCUUAGACAUCUUAUGCCCUCUUAGAUCUAGACCAUCUCGUGCAUCUCCUUCUGCCCCCUGGUUAUCUGAUGUUCUCCGUGAGCAUCGCACAUCUCUCAGAUCUGCUGAGAGAAAGUGGCGCAAAUCAAAAGAACCCACUGACCUCUCUCUCUACCAGUCUAUUCUCUCUUCCUUCUCUGCGGAUGUCUCCUCUGCGAAAACCCAAUACUACCACACUAAAAUCAACAACUCUCCUGACCCUCAUACUCUCUUUAAAACCUUUUCUGCUCUCCUCUGCCCGCCUUCCCCCUCACCUCCAUCAGACUUGACACCUGACGAUUUCGCAUCGUUCUUUGUAAAGAAAACGAGCACCAUCAGCAAUCAAUUCGCUGCGCCACUGCCUCUUGACCACAGUCAAUCCCCUGACACAUGCUUGUUCCCCUCGUUCUCUCUCCUAUCUGAAGAGGCAGUUUCCAAGGUAAUUUCUUCCAAACACCCGACUACCUGCCCUCUAGAUCCCAUCCCCACCCAUCUCCUCCAGGCCAUCUCUCCAUCGGUUGUUCCCUCUCUGACUCACAUUAUCAACUCGUCUCUCUAUUCUCUGUAUACAUGACAUCCCUUGGCUCUGUCAUUAGGAAACAUGGCUUUUCCUAUCACUGCUAUGCGGAUGAUACUCAACUCUACAUGUCUUUUCGCCCUGACGAUCCGACUGUCUCUGCACGCAUCUCAGCUUGCCUAGCUGACAUCUCGCUCUGGAUGAACGCCCAUCACCUGCAGCUGAACCUUCCAAAAACAGAACUGCUUGUAAUCCCGGCUGACACGAAGACUCAUCACAACCUUUCCAUUCAACUGGGCUCAUCAACCAUCACACCUUCCAGAAAAGCAAGAAACCUGGGAGUGGUGAUCGAUGAUCAGCUCAACUUCACGGAUCAAGUUGCCAGCACCGCCCGGUCCUGUAGAUUCAUCCUCUACAAUAUCAGGAAAAUUAGACCCUUCCUAUCAGAGCAUGCUACACAAAUCCUUGUCCAGGCUCUUGUCCUGGCCAGACUGGACUACUGCAAUGCACUACUGGGAGGACUUCCAGCUUGCACAACCAAACCUCUACAGAUGAUCCAGAAUGCUGCGGCAAGAGUUAUCUUUAAUGAACCAAAGAGAGCACACGUCACUCCUCUACUCAUUAAGCUACAUUGGCUUCCCGUAGUCGCUCGCAUCAAAUUCAAGACUCUGCUCCUGGCCUACAAGACCACUACUGGUUCGUUACCACCUUAUCUUAAAUCGCUAAUGCAGACAUAUGUACCUGCCAGAUCCCUACGCUCUGCAAACGAACGACGUCUUGUGGUGCCAUCCCAUAAAGUCUGGUAUGGGAACUGUUCUGUUGCUCAGUCUGGUAUGGGAACUGUUCUGUUUCUCAGUCUGGUAUGGGAACUGUUCUGUUGCUGAGCGCAAGGCACUGCAGUGGGUGGUGAAAAAAGCCCAGCGCAUCACAGGGACUACACUCUCUUCCAGUGAGGACAUCCAGAAGAAACACUGUCUGCGUCGAGCUCGCAGCAUUCUCAAGGACUCCUCUCACCCCGCUCACAGACUGUUUACUCUCCUGUCUUCCGGUAGGCGCUUCAGGUGCCUCCGGACAAGAACCAGCAGAUUAGGAAACAGCUUUUUUCCCAGAGCUGUUUCAUUAUUGAACUCUGUCCCCCACUGAUUCCACUACCCUCAUAACUUUAACUUUAAUGCUACUAUUACAUUGUUUACAUUGCACUACAGGGCUGCCAUGCAUGACUGAACUGUACACACCAGUAAUUCAUGUAUCUGCUCUACCGGACUGUUUACACACACACAGCAUAAUUUGCACUCUAUACUGCUCACUUGCACACAAGGAAUAUUACUGAAUGCUCAUUUGCACUAAUGGACUACUCUCAUAACCGCAUUACCUCAUCUACUGCACUGUAACUUCAAUAACUGCACUAACUCAUCUACUGCACUGUAACUUUCAGAGCUGCAUUACCUCAUCUACUGCACUGUAACUUCAAUAACUGCACGAACUCAUCUACUGCACUGUAACUCUAUUAACGGCAUCUACUCAUCUAUUGCACCAUAACUUCAAUAACUGUAUUAGUAACUCAGUAACUCAAUUAACUGCAUCUACUCAUAUAUUGCACCAUAACUUCAAUUACUGUAUUAGUAACUCAGUAACUCUAUUAACUGCAUCUACUUAUCUACUGCACUGUAACUUCAAUAACUGCACUAACUCAUCUACUGCACUGUAACUCUAUUAACGGCAUCUACUCAUCUAUUGCACCAUAACUUCAAUAACUGCAUUAACUCAUCUACUGCACUGUAACCUUAAUAACUUCAUUAACUCAUCUUCUGCACUGUAACUUUAAUAGCUAAUGUCUGUAAUUAAUGCACACUUAAGUCACUUGCACUAUUGUAUAGUCUAAAUUGUUAUCCGUUCAUAUCCACCUGUACAUUAAUGUUCACAGUAUAUAUCCUUCUGUAUAUAUUGUCCAUAGUACAUACCGACUGUCAUAUUUUUAUAGAACAUUUGUAUAGUAUUUCCCUAAUAUUGUAUUCUGUAUUUAUUAACACUGUAUAUCCUGCACUUGCUAAUUGCACUUCUGG
Molecule: messenger RNA, 3009 nt
Organism: Triplophysa dalaica
Lineage: Eukaryota; Metazoa; Chordata; Actinopteri; Cypriniformes; Nemacheilidae
Exons: 2
Coding region: 1000-1830 (276 amino acids)
Source: RefSeq, a predicted model, not a curated record